UGAAGUUCGCAACAACAAUCUACGCACGAGCAAUUUGUGAUCUGCAGACUGUAUACUUGAAGAUGAUAAUGACAAUGGCCCAUCAAGACAUCAAUAUGCCAAUAUAUUGGAUAAUGUUAACGGCGGUGAUUGUUGGUACAUCUGUUGCCAUCGAUCAUUGGCCUGAUUCAUUGUAUGAUGGCUAUGACAUGGUUGGCUCAACAUGUGUAGUCUCCUAUACAUCAACUGAGUAUAUAUCAUCAUCUAGGGGUGCUCUGGUCUACUCGAUGAUUGGCUCCCAAUACUCUGUAGGAACCUGUUACUACAUAUUCUAUACGGCUGAUGAUGGCCGUCUCCUAGUGGAUGCAGAGAAGAUGGGCUUAGACGGCACCGGAGCCUGUCUCAACUUCGAGGAAAGCUCAGAUUCCUCAUUCAACAGGAGAAGGCAGUUGGCAAGGUAUUGUGGGAAUACAUUGUUUCAGGUAAACACGACCAAGCGGUACCUGAAGAUCAAGUUUGAUUCGUCCUCAUACACUGACAAGGCUGAGUUUCGUCUGGUUGUAUCACCAUUCUUUGAAGGCGGUGUUUCCAUCGAAACCUUCAAUUGUGAUGAUGGGUACAACAUUAGCAAAGACAUGAGGUCGGAUGGUCAUCAAAAUUGCCCAGACAAUAGCGAUGAGAAGGGUGCCUCUGCAUUGCCCUGCUCAAGUCGUAUGUUAUCCUGUGGUGAAUCAGGACCAUGCAUCGCCAAGGACUGGAAGUGCGACAGAAUCCCUGACUGCCCAAAUGCAAGCGACGAGGAAGGCUGUAUAUACAAGUGUCCUGGUAGUUCCUCCAAUGGGGAAUCUUAUCAGCUGGAAUGCCAGGAUAAGAGUGGAUGCUUCUCUCAGUAUGAGCGAUGUCGUGGGAAUAGCUAUAGCGAAUGUGAUGACGGAUCAGCAAAUAAGUACUGUGAUGCUUGUGAUGGCUAUAAUGAUUACUACUAUUUUGCAAAUGAGCCACACUUCGAUUCGUACUGUCCAAUGACCCGAACUUGCAUGACAGCAGAGCAAUUCUGUGAUGGCACGACAGACUGCCCUAAUGGAGCAGAUGAAGAAUACAACUUAUGCCAUCCCAGCAUUUAUUGGUACUGGACCGGGGGUCAACUGGCGGGCCUUUUCAUCGGUUUCAUCAUUUUUACAGUCGUUGUCGUCGUCGUUGUUGCCGUUGUGCACAAGAAGUGUCGCAAACAAGUGGGGUAGACUAAUUUACGCAUGACGACUGCCAUCUUGGGCCUGUUCCUACAAGUCUUGACAAUGAUCAUAAUUGAGUUAAUGGCUCUAAUAUGAAAGGCACCAGACUACAUGUGUAUCUGUGUCAGGUGCAUGCUUGACUGUCAUAUAGACUUAGAUGGAAUAAAAACCAAGCUGACAAUUGUCAGAGUUUACUUCAGUACCCGAUUUAGUACUGUCUAGCAGAUUUUAACAAUUAAAUGUAAUUCUGGGUCUUAACUCUAGAUAGUUAAGAGGCACUUCAGGAUUUGUUGUGUAAAGUUUUUUAAGGACCCUGUCUCCCCAGCACUACAAAUAAACAUGCUUUCAACAACAAAUCUAUAAAAGCGUAGUUCACAAGCUAUCGUAUUGUGUCUUUAAAUUGUAUAAAUAGUGGAAACCCUUUUGGGUUCUAUUUUGUACAGUGCACGUUUAUAAAAUACAUGAGUAGUUUAUGUUUUUUCCUGAUGCCUUUGAGAGCUUUUGCUGACAAUGUAAUGUCUGUGUCAGCUUUGGCACUCUCUUCACUGCUGUAGGGUCUCUGCGUGUAUGAAUUCUACGAUGUACGAUUUUCUGUAUAUAAAUAUAGACUUGAACUGUUUUUGUAUAUUGAUAAUGUGUUGAUAUUGAAGAUAAUGCAGGUUUUAUUCAUGUUAUAACUCUGUCAUGUAAAUGCACUAAGGGAAUAUACAACAUAUGCUUUUGCUGUAAUUUUCAGAAAUUGAUGGAUCUGGGGGUUAGUACCGGUAUUUUAUAGCAAAUAUUGUUACACAGACUUUUUUGAAGUUUUGUGUUUGUAGAUGCUGGAAAAACUAAGAAAAAACAAUCAUGUUCUUGAAGUUGGGUUCCCUGACCUCCCUUAAGAUGAAACAGAACAAUUUAUAGACGUCAGGGAAUUGUUACGUCAGGGAACCAGUCUACCUGGCUUGUACCCAUUCAUAGACUUGCUGUAAUUGGUU
Molecule: messenger RNA, 2188 nt
Organism: Patiria miniata (bat star)
Lineage: Eukaryota; Metazoa; Echinodermata; Asteroidea; Valvatida; Asterinidae
Product: low-density lipoprotein receptor 1-like
Exons: 7
Coding region: 63-1220 (385 amino acids)
Molecular function (GO): protein binding
Source: RefSeq, a predicted model, not a curated record